This is a messenger RNA of Halteromyces radiatus, 1937 nucleotides long. Its product is annotated as cytochrome P450. Bases 93 to 1814 code for a protein of 573 amino acids. The transcript is spliced from 5 exons. The record is from RefSeq and is a predicted model, not a curated record. Gene Ontology annotation, molecular function: heme binding; monooxygenase activity; iron ion binding. Lineage: Eukaryota; Fungi; Mucoromycota; Mucoromycetes; Mucorales; Cunninghamellaceae.
CAUUGUCCAUUCUUUAUAAAUCACAAUUUCAUCCUUUUUUUUUUUUUAUUUUUCUUCUUUCUUGUUAAAUUUACUCUACUUCCUCACCCUACAUGAAUCAAUUGAUACAAAAACUAGAUUUGACAUCUUUGGAACAACAGGCUCAAACUUAUCUUGAUAAGAAUAUUGCACCUCUCAUUGGCAUUCAGUCCUCUAUCCGACGUGUUCUUCUCGGUCUUGGUCUAGUAUCUUCAGUUACCUAUCUUUUUUCAAAAUAUAUUCUCUAUCGACUCUUUUUGAAUAAGGUCAACAAAAUUCCUGGUCCUCCCGUUGAAUGGACCCCAUUUACUGGUAAUAUGCGUGAAAUCAUCAGAGAAGAGGCGGGUGUUCCUCACAAGAAAUGGGCAAAAUUAUAUGGUGGUAUUCUCUCUUACAAAGGUCCUUGGUAUGAAAAUCGUAUCUUGGUGACAGAUCCUGAAUUAGUCAAACAAGUCUUGACAACCAAUUCCUAUGAUUAUAUCAAACCACCACGAACUCAAGACUUUUUGAAACGCAUACUUGGAGAUGGUUUAUUAGUCAGUGAAGGCGAUGCUCAUCGAAAACAACGAAAAAUGCUCAAUCCAGCAUUCUCUGUUCAAGCUUUACGAUAUAUGAUUCCUUUGAUGGUAGCUCCUGGUGUUCAAUUACGCAAUAAAUGGAUGGAAAUCAUAGCUCAAGAUAAGAAGAAUGGAAAUACGAAUGGUCCAACUGAAAUCAUUGUUUCUUCCGGUCUUUCCUUGGCCACUCUGGAUGUGAUUGGAAGUGCUGGAAUGGGACAGAACUUUGAUUCUUUACAAACAUAUAACACUCCUUCAGAAAACAAACUCAGCAAGGCUUAUCUCGAUAUAUUCAAGGCUGAUACUUCUCUCUUCAGAGUGUUGACCUUCUUCUUCCCUAUUUUACGACAUGUACCUACUGAACGCAACAAAAUGCUUAAUCAAGAUUUGAAAUGGCUGGAUGAAGAAAGUCGGCGUUUGGUUGAAGUGGGAAUGGAUCGUGUGGAUCAAGAUAAGAAAAAACAUCAAAAUAUAAGUAAUGAUCAAGGAUCACGUCAAGUCAAGGAUUUGCUUACUUUGAUGGUGGAUGAAGUGGAUGAAGCUGGACAUAGUAUGACUGUAAAGGAACUUCAAAAUCAAUGUUUAACUUUUUUGGCUGCAGGUCAUGAAACUACCAGUGUUGCUCUUAGUUGGUGUCUUUGGCUUUUGGCGAAGCAUCCUGAAAUUCAAGAUGCUCUACGUGAAGAAAUCAAGCCUGUUUUUGGUCAAAUAGAUACGGAACAUGCUAUUUUUGCAGAUCCUUUGGCAAACAAUCAAUUUGCCUACGCUAAUGAAGCCAACAUACCAAGUUAUGACACUAUCAACAGCUUACCCUUAUUGAACAAUGUCUGUAAGGAAACAUUACGGUUGAUUCCACCUGUGCCUCUGACUCUACGUAUUGCAACCAAGGAUAGCGUCAUGAAUCACUAUGUAGUACCUAAGGAUACGAUUGUAGCUCUAAGCCCUAUUGUUAGCCAUCAUUCAACUGACAUUUGGGGAGAUGAUGCUCUCGAAUUUCGACCUUCUCGAUGGGAUGAACCUCUUGCCAAAAAUGUUAGUCCUUAUGAAUACUAUCCUUUCUUGGCUGGAAGCAGACAGUGUAUUGGUAAUCGUUUUGCUAUGGUUGAAAUGAAGAUUCUAUUGGCCUUGUUGAUCAUGGAUUUGAAGUAUACCGAAAAACCAGGCUUUGAAUUCAUCAAGAAACAAUCCAUCACUUUGCGCCCCCAUCCUAAUAUGACUUUAUUGGUUGAGACCGUGUGAUGAACAGUUGAUAUAGUUUACCAUAUGUAUUCCCUUCUUGUACUAUUCAUUUCUUAUAUAAUUUAGAUACUUAGUCCUUUUUAGUGUCAGUCAUAGUUAUUCUUAAAAAUAAAAUUAAUGUUC